AUGUAUGACAGAAGAUGUACUGUAGCAAUAGAUAUAGAUUUGCUUAUUAAAAGAUUAAAAGCUAUUGGCGAUUUAGUCAAGGCACAGUACGACCAUGAUGCUAAAGAUGACGAUGAGAUUUCAUUUAGGGAAGGUGACAUUAUAAGUGUUGUCAAAUGGGACUCGGAAGACUGGUGUAUCGGAAGACUCCGAGGUAAAAUUGGACUUUUUCCAGCUACCUUCGUAAAAAAGCAUGAUCGAGCACCUGCACCUCCUCCACCAGCAAAACCCCCUAAAAGUAAAUUGAAUACUCCAGGUUUUGGCAAUAUUUUUGCUGACUCCAAGGGUAGUCCAUUGCUACAGAAAGUACAGCAGAGGGCAGAAGAGCUAGAUAGGAAGGAUGCUACGCCUGUUGUGCCGAGUAGGCCUCCCGAUAAAUCGAAGAAGAAAGAAUGCCAGUGCCUGUACGACUAUAAAGCUGAACGAGAAGACGAGCUAGACAUUUCUGAAGGUGAUAUUAUUACCGUUCUUGACGAAGAUGCUAUGGAGGGAUGGUGGAGGGGAUCAUUAAAUGGAAAGGAAGGCCUUUUCCCGAAUAAUUUUAUAAAGGUCAUCGUAGAGGAAGCGGCUGAUAAUGAAUACAAGCAAUCAGAUAUUAUUCGGACUCCAUUAGCGGCUCCUCCUUCAGAUAAAGGCAAUAUCACUUUUGAUGAUGUGAAUGAAAUAAGCGUAUUGCCAAAUCUGACAAGAAGUAGACCUAUGAAAGCAAAAUCUACUCCUCCUUCGAGAAGCAGUCUUCACAAUGAUGUUACCGAUGAUGUUUUCGAUGGUAUGAAAGAUGAAACAAGUAAGUCUAAGAAGUCUAUACCUGAUUCUGAGAAGCCUGAGAAGCUCGAAAAGCCCGAAAAGCCUGGAAAGCCUGGAAAGCCUGGAAAGCCUGGAAAGCCUGAAAAGCCUGAAAAGCCUGAAAAGCCUGAAAAGCCUGAAAAGUCUGAAGGACCUAUUUUGAGCGGCGUUGAAAAAUCCUCUGAAAAAUUGAAAGAAAAUGAUCGUGAUUGUAAGCAAGAUCUUCCUCCAUGGUCAAAGUUUAUGAAGAAACCAAUGAGAUCACCGCAAGUUGAUACUUCAAAUACGGAAGCAAAGAUUAAAUCACAAACAUUGCCACCAAGAAAACCGAAACUAUCCUCAAGUACCUCAAGUACUUCAGGCUAUUCAGUUCCUCAACCCAUUAAAGAACCCGUACUUGCCAAAACAUCUGAGAAUAUAUUCACGGGUGAUAUUAAAGCGAAACAGGAGGAAGUUACCGCGUUGAAGGCUGAAAUUAAGAGUUUACAGGAUAUAAUAGAGCAAAUGAGGAAAAAUUUUGAGUUAACUGUGAAUUCAUUAAGAAAAGAGAUAGACGAAGAAAAAAAAUUGAGAGUUACUAUGCAAGUUGACGUAGAUCGAAUUCGAGAGAAGGUUUAUCCAUGUUAA
Messenger RNA from Trichoplax adhaerens, 1452 nucleotides. RefSeq lists its product as uncharacterized. The record is from RefSeq and is a predicted model, not a curated record. The transcript is spliced from 9 exons. Gene Ontology annotation, molecular function: protein binding. Bases 1 to 1452 code for a protein of 483 amino acids. NCBI's taxonomy places the organism in Eukaryota, Metazoa, Placozoa, Uniplacotomia, Trichoplacea, Trichoplacidae.